Owenia fusiformis is the source of this 1232-nucleotide messenger RNA. The record is from the annotation of a GenBank genome assembly. NCBI's taxonomy places the organism in Eukaryota, Metazoa, Annelida, Polychaeta, Sabellida, Oweniidae.
AUGACAACACGACGCAACACUCUUGGAGUUUUCUUUUUCAUGACACUUUUGGGUUUUGGAUUAACAUCAAAAUAUGGACCAUGUAAAGUGAAAUGCAGAUCUCUAGGUCUUCGAAGAUGUUCAAAGAUAUGCAGAAUUGAAACAUGUGAUACCAUUGAUAUGACUUGUUGGAAGACCUGCUCAGCUUCUAUAAAUGGUCCAGAUGCUGCAGAUCACCUCCGUAGAUGUAUUCAACAGUGUAAAGUUGGGAAAACCUGCGAGGCAGCUUGUAACAAAACCGGCUUCACCAGAAUACUUAAACUAAAAGGUUAUCAAGAAGGUCCAGUUUUCACAAAGGAUGGGCAAUUUUACACUGUUUUGCCAUGGAUAGGUGAGAUCCAUAGAGUUGACUUGGAAAAUAAACAGUCUAGUGUAUUGGUUAUCCCAUCAGUAGAUGGGUUUAAAGGGCUUCCAGUAGGAUUACAAAAUGACCCUGAGAAGAAUAUUUGGCUUGCUGAUGGAAGACUUGGCUUAUUGAAAAUGAAGCAAGACGGGUCUUUUAAUCAAGUAGCAACUAAAGACAAUAAGAAUGAACCCAUGCAAGGAUGUAAUGACCUUAUAUUUGACUAUCAUGGCAAUCUGUGGAUUACUGCACCAUUUGGCCCCAUUGCACCAAAUAACUUAACGGAAUCAAGGACGGUUCCAUUUGGGAGUGUGUACUGCUAUAAUACGACAACUAAUGAAAUCAUUAAAGUUGCCACUGGAUUCCUAUAUCCCAAUGGUAUAGCUGUGCAACAUGAUAGCAAUGGGACUCCGAAGAAACUAGUUUUCGGGUCAUCAUUCAAUAUAAGUGCCCCUUUAUGGAGCUUUGAUAUAGUUGGCCCUUGUCAAAUUGAGAACAAGCAAGUUUGGGGAAAUCUACCUGCCAAUCAUGUUAUUGACGGAAUUGAUUUUGAUGAAAAUGGGAACCUAUUAGUCACAGAAUAUAGCUCUGGUAUACUAUACGUCUUUGACUCAAAUGGAGGUGCUCCGACUUGUCAAUUAAAGAUGCCAAUGGGGCACUCAACCAAUAUAGAGUUUAGGCCUAACUCAAAUGAGUUCUACAUUACUGGAGAUGCAUUAUUGAAACUACAAUGGAAAUACAAUGGAAUGAAGAAAUAUUGGGAGAUAGCUUGAAAUGUAAAAGUUUAUCAUAAUAACAAGCUUUAAGUUGAGCAAACAAGAGAGUUAUAGUUCCUUUAUUGUUUGAAAAG